GAAUUAUUACUUACGUGCGUUCUGCCCGGGUGAUAGAGUUUCUUGACUGUCAAUCACAAUAACCUCAACGGUCUCGACGUUAACCUUGCGACGGUUUAUCCAUUUUUUUCGCUCUCUUUUCGUCUCAACAAAAGGCGAAUGCCUAAACAAGUACAAGACAACAAUUUAUAAUUACGUUGCGGGCGCGAUCUCUUUGUUCUUGCUCGUUGUCCUACGGAACCGACGCGUCCCUGCUACAGUACAUAAGGCCGACCUCCUCACGAUGGAAAAAUACGUUCAAGUCCCCUUCUUUCAUCGGUUCAGCUAGUUUCUACCGCGCACGGUCUCGCGAUAUUCAACUGACGAGCAGGCUCUCGUCCUACCUACAUUCAUUUUACGAACUCGACCCUCUAACGCAACUGCUUCAACCAUGUUAGCCGAUAUUUCAAAAGGCACCAUCCUAUACUUCACUCCUGUGCUCAUGUUCACAGCACUCCUACUCUCGCUGUUUGCGUACCUUGCCCCGACCGUUAUGUUGCAUAGCCAAGUCGCAUUGCUUACAGUCACGCCUUCCUCUGCAUUAACACAGCCCGGAUCCAGCAAAGCAGUCGAUGGUCCUAGCAUUUUCCUUGGACCUUUAGGGUCGUGCUCUCGACCAAACAAUGAAGCUGGUUUGACGUGUAUGCCAUCUUCCCUAUCUCCUGUCUAUAAUACUUCGGUGUUUACAUCUAACACUCCCAGCUCUGUCAUAUCGGCCCCGCCGGAAGGUGCACCAGUCUUUAUUGCAAUUUCCCUUGUGUUCUCCGCGAUUUUCCUCGUCAUGUUCACGGCCAUAUCGUUCCGUCAUCUGAUGGGCAAAGCUGGUGCUGUAUGGGAAAAACCGAUGGUGCAACGUGUCUCCGCAUGGAUUGGGAUCUUUGCUUUCUUGAUUGGUCUAGCAUCUGCCCUCAUCAUUUUUAUGUGGUUUGGGAAGGCUGCCGAUGACUUCAAUCAAAGUAUUCAGGGCCAGGGAAGCAAUGGUCCCCAACUGAUCGCCGCUGUUGGUAAUGCGUUCACGAUGAUUUGGGUAGCAUAUGCAUUCUUUGCCAUCCCUGUCGUUGUUUCACUGGCUAAAUUUCACGUUCUUGCUACGAAGUGAUGACGGCCAAGUUAAUUGCAUUUACACGAACAUAAACACCAUCUUCCUUUGAACCCUCAUCCGGAUGUAUUUUUAUCCGUAGUUGCUUGAUUACUAUUGCUGUAUCCAUAAUGGAAACAUCAUUCAUCAUUGCCCGUGCUCUCGGUCAACUCG
Messenger RNA from Suillus clintonianus, 1270 nucleotides. RefSeq lists its product as uncharacterized. The transcript is spliced from 4 exons. The record is from RefSeq and is a predicted model, not a curated record. The coding region runs from base 410 to 1117 and encodes 235 amino acids. NCBI's taxonomy places the organism in Eukaryota, Fungi, Basidiomycota, Agaricomycetes, Boletales, Suillaceae.